Henningerozyma blattae CBS 6284 is the source of this 786-nucleotide messenger RNA. RefSeq names its product 40S ribosomal protein eS4. The record is from RefSeq and is a predicted model, not a curated record. Gene Ontology annotation, cellular component: cytosolic small ribosomal subunit; ribosome. Gene Ontology annotation, biological process: translation. Bases 1 to 786 code for a protein of 261 amino acids. NCBI's taxonomy places the organism in Eukaryota, Fungi, Ascomycota, Saccharomycetes, Saccharomycetales, Saccharomycetaceae. Gene Ontology annotation, molecular function: structural constituent of ribosome; RNA binding. The transcript has a single exon.
AUGGCUAGAGGACCAAAGAAGCAUCAAAAGAGAUUAUCUGCUCCACAUCAUUGGAUGUUGGAUAAAUUAUCCGGUUGUUACGCUCCAAGACCUUCUGCUGGUCCACACAAGUUGCGUGAAUCUUUGCCAUUAAUUGUCUUUUUAAGAAAUAGAUUAAAGUAUGCCUUGAACGGUCGUGAAGUCAGAGCUAUUAUGAUGCAAAGACAUGUCAAAGUUGAUGGUAAGGUCAGAACUGAUAUCACUUACCCAGCUGGUUUCAUGGAUGUUAUUACUUUGGAAGCUACCAACGAAAACUUCAGAUUAGUCUAUGACGUUAAAGGUAGAUUUGCCGUCCACAGAAUUACUGAUGAAGAAGCUUCUUACAAAUUAGGUAAAGUCAAGAAGGUCCAAUUAGGUAAGAAGAGUGUUCCAUACGUUGUUACCCAUGACGGUAGAACCAUCAGAUACCCAGACCCAAACAUCAAAGUUAAUGACACUGUCAAGAUUGAUUUGGCUACUGGUAAGAUCACUGAUUUCAUCAAGUUCGAUGCUGGUAAGUUAGUUUACGUUACUGGUGGUCGUAACUUGGGUAGAAUCGGUACCAUUGUUCACAAGGAAAGACACGAUGGUGGUUUCGAUUUAGUUCACAUUAAGGAUUCCUUAGAUAACACUUUUGUUACUAGAUUGAACAACGUUUUCGUUAUUGGUGAACAAGGUAAGCCAUACAUAUCUUUACCAAAGGGUAAGGGUAUCAAAUUAUCCAUCUCUGAAGAACGUGACAGAAGAAGAGCUCAAUCUGGUUUAUAA